AUGACAGGGUCUUGUAAGAGCACGUUUUACGUGACACUAGUGAGAUCGGCGAAGGAUCUGAGCGAGGCGCGCGCCAUUCACGCUUGCAUCCAGCGGCAUCUCGUUAACCCACACCAGCAUACUUAUCUCUCCAAUCUUUUGAUCCAGAUGUAUUCUCGAUGUGGGAGCCUGGAGGAGGCCCGUCGCGUCUUUAAUUCGAUUCACAAGCCUAAUGCUGUCUCCUGGAACCUGAUUAUUUCUGCAUAUGCCCAUUGCGGGAACGUUUUGCUAGCAAAGUCACUGUUUCAAGUAAUGCCAUGUCGCAGCGAGAUUUCCUGGACAAUGAUCGUUGGGGUCUUGGCACAAUCUGGGGAUAUAGAUGCUGCAGAGUAUUUUCUGGGGAAAAUGCCAGAGACCAAUGUAAUCUCUUGGACGUCUCUUCUUUGCGCAUAUGCCCAAGACGGGCAUGUCCAAGAUGCGAGCCAAAUCUUUACAAGCAUGCCGGAGAGAAAUGUGGUGUCUUGGAACGCGAUGAUCACUGCAUACACCCAGCUUGGAAUGAUAGAUAACGCCCUCGAGGUGUUGAGCAGGAUGUCAGAAACUAUUGUGAACUCCUGGAACACGAUGCUUGCUGGAUAUGCUCAAAGAGGGCAGCUCCAGGCAGCCAUGGAUCUGUUCCAGGCCAUCCCAGAGCCGGACGUUGUGUCAUGGAACUCCCUCAUCGCCGCGGCAGCUCGCAGUGGUAACCUCGCAAGAUCCAAGAGCCUGUUUGAGUCGAUGCCUGUAAGAGACCGAGUGUCAUGGAACACGGUAAUCACGGCUUACGCUCAUGCCGGAGGGACGCAAGAGGUAGAGAACCUCUUCUCUCAAAUCCCCGUAUGGGAUCCAGUUACUUGGACGUCGAUGAUGAUUUGCUACGCCCAAUCCCCAGGGACACUCGACCGCGCCACACAAAUGUUUUGCUCCAUGCCCAAUCGAGAUCUUGUGUCGUGCGAUGCAAUGGUGGCAGCCUUUGGCCUCAAUGGCCAUACAGAACAAGCCAAGAAAGUCUUUGAUCGAAUGCCAAAGUGGAGCACUCUCUCCUGGAACUCCAUGAUCGCAGUGAAUGCUAACCAAGGGCAUGUCGACGAGGCAGUGGCCGCGUUUGAGAGCAUGCCCGAGACGAAUGUGGUGUCCUGGAACACGCUGAUUGCAGUGCACGCACAGAGCAGCGUCCGCCAAGCCCGGCUUUUAUUCGAUAUAAUGCCGAAACGAGACGAGUGGUCCUGGAACGCGAUGCUCACGGCUCUGGCCAACGCGGGGCUUGCCGGACAAACAAUUACACUCUUCCAAUCCAUGGAGCUCGAGGGCCUCUGUCCGCGAGGGGUCUCGUUUGUGAGCUUGCUCACGGCAUGUAGUCAGCUUGGUGGACUCUGGCGAGUUUGCCACUACUUGAGAUCCAUGCAGCAGGACUAUGGGAUUCUUCCCGGGCAAGAGCACUACUGCUGCGUGGUUGACAGCUUUGGACGCGCGGGGCAUCUAGAGUGCGCUUGGGAUGUUCUUGACGCCAUGCCUUUCCAGGCCGAGACACAGAUAUGGGUGGCAUUUGCAAAUGCUUGCAAGAUUCACCACGACACCAAGCGAUGGCAGUCAGCAGCAAAUGAAAUGGAUCCAAACCGCGGCUCUUCGUCCAGAGUCUCACCCUUGCGAGAUCAUUUUCAGCAGCCUGUUAAGCUCGUUAUCCGGACUGGGAGGCAAGGCGUUUCGAAGCGCUUGGAGUCAUUGGUCAUCCAAUUUAGCAGCUUGAGAUACCAUGGAAGCAACCUCCUUGUUUUCGCAGAUGCAAAGCAAGAGUGCCACCGCAGACUGUUGGAUGUCAAGGCUGCUUUCCCAGGUACUUCAUACUUUGUGCAGCGGUACUUCAGAUUCUGUAGCCAAGUAGCAGGGUCGUUGUAG
Messenger RNA from Selaginella moellendorffii, 1914 nucleotides. Its product is annotated as pentatricopeptide repeat-containing protein At4g02750-like. Bases 1 to 1914 code for a protein of 637 amino acids. NCBI's taxonomy places the organism in Eukaryota, Viridiplantae, Streptophyta, Lycopodiopsida, Selaginellales, Selaginellaceae. The record is from RefSeq and is a predicted model, not a curated record. Gene Ontology annotation, biological process: RNA modification. The transcript is spliced from 3 exons. Gene Ontology annotation, molecular function: RNA binding; protein binding.